Molecule: messenger RNA, 4825 nt
Organism: Diachasmimorpha longicaudata
Lineage: Eukaryota; Metazoa; Arthropoda; Insecta; Hymenoptera; Braconidae
Gene: Picot
Product: putative inorganic phosphate cotransporter
Exons: 8
Coding region: 905-2449 (514 amino acids)
Biological process (GO): transmembrane transport; monoatomic anion transport
Cellular component (GO): membrane
Molecular function (GO): transmembrane transporter activity
Source: RefSeq, a predicted model, not a curated record
AUUUACUCGAUGGAUAAGACAGGAGGCAAACACGUGUGCACGAGACACUAGAACUGAAAUAGAAUAAUCUUCGAGGGAAUAGAGUCAGACUUGUCGUUCCAGGUGACAAGACGAUUUUUUUUUUUCAUUUUUCAGGUGUGAGACUAAUUUGCAGAAUCAUUUCCGGGUUUUAGCGUUCCAAUAUGGCGGAUAGGCUUAUGACGAGGACAUUCUCUUUGAGGUCUAGAUUAACUCUGAGGCUCGGUUUUUACUAAUUUUCUAAUGAACUUAUGAUACGCAAUCCAUUGGGUAACAAACGGCAAUAAUCAUAGAAAGACAUGUUAAAAUAUUUUUUUAAUUCAAUUUAAGAAAUUUAAGGUCAAAUAUUGUUGAUUAAUUCGUCAUAAAUUAGUAAAGAUAAUAAACUAAUGUAUAAUUUUCUUGCUAUAUUGCCAGGAUUGCUGGGGAGCCCCUUCAAACAACUUGACACCGGAUUUGUUGAAAGGGGAUAUUUCACCCCUCGUUUUGUGCCUUAAAACAGUUUGGUUUAUUGGAGGGUAAUCAGACAAAUGGUCCCUAAUUUCGUGGCUAAUGACUGUUGGGCAGUGGGAAUCCAGACGGGAAAAUUGUGGCGGCAACAGGAAGCCCAGGGAAGUCGCCAGAAACGAGACUAGACACGCGGAAUCGGUGGGGAAAAUCGUUUACCUGAACAACGUUGGGGUAGGGGUAGCUGAUCGGCUCGUGUGCGCAAGGUGUCGGCUGACUAAAGUGUCAGCACUACGUUGGCUCUGCUGCCAGUAACGGAGUGACCACUGAACGAGACUCGUGGCAGUAACCCAGUGCCCGACAUUCGGAAUUCAGACAUUUGUUUACUCUGUGUAUUUGCAAGGAUCGUCCAACAUUUUUGGACAUUGUCGGCGGAACAAUGGGCGCCGAAAACGGUUUCACUAAACAUAACGAGAUGAAGAAGCAGAUUGAAGUGUUCGAAACAGAAGUGCCGAAGCCGAAGGCACUGAUUGGGUCACGUCACAUAGUGACUUUCAUGCUGUUCCUGGGGAUGGCCAAUGCCUAUGUCAUGAGGACUAACAUGUCUGUCGCUAUUGUUGCCAUGGUCAAUCACACGGCGAUUAAUGAGGAACACGACGUAGGAACCAACGAGUGCGGAACUAAUUCUAAUGACCCGGAUGAUGCACAUGAUCCGUCCGCCGAUGGUGAAUACGAAUGGAACUCCACGAAACAAGGCUAUCUUCUCAGCUCCUUCUUCUAUGGCUAUGUACUCACACAGAUACCAUUCGGUAUUCUUGCCAAACGAUAUGGAUCCAAGUACUUCCUCGGUGUUGGUAUGCUGAUAAAUUCACUGUUUGGACUGCUGGUACCGAUAUCCGCAAAGUGGGGCUUUGGUUGGCUAGUUCUUGUCCGGUUUAUCCAGGGUCUGGGAGAGGGUCCGAUCGUGCCUUGCACGCACGCUAUGCUGGCAAAGUGGAUACCACCGAAUGAGAGGAGUAGGAUGGGCGCCUUCGUUUACGCUGGGGCUCAGUUUGGAACUGUUAUCUCAAUGCCUUUGAGUGGUCUCCUCUCCAAAUAUGGCUUCUCUGGUGGCUGGCCAUCGAUUUUCUAUGUUUUCGGAGCUGUCGGCACCAUUUGGUGCGUUGCCUUCCUCAUCUGGGUGCAUGAGGAUCCUGAGCAACAUCCCAAGAUAUCAGAGGAGGAAAAGAAGUAUAUUCUCAGUGCAUUGUGGGGAAGUGCUGGAUCAUCCUCUCCACCUGUUCCCUGGAAGUCGAUCAUGACUUCUCUUCCCUUCUGGGCUAUUCUCAUGGCUCAUAUGGGACAGAAUUACGGAUACGAGACAUUGAUGACAGAGCUACCCACGUUCAUGAAGCAAAUUCUGCACUUCAACAUAAAAUUGAAUGGAGUUGUCUCGGCUCUUCCGUACCUCGCCAUGUGGAUAUUCUCGAUGUUGAUCUCCCACGUGGCAGAUUGGAUGAUUUCCAGUGGUAGAUUUAGCCACGGAAAAACAAGAAAAAUCAUAAACAGCAUCGGUCAGUACGGGCCAGCACUUGCACUCAUAGCCGCCUCAUACACAGGAUGUGACAAGUGGCUGACCGUCGCCCUACUCACGAUAGGUGUUGGCUUCAAUGGUGGCAUUUACUCUGGCUUCAAGGUCAAUCAUUUGGACAUAUCACCAAGAUUCGCUGGAAUCUUAAUGUCGUUUACCAACUGCCUUGCCAACCUUGCCGGCCUUCUAGCGCCAAUCACUGCUGGAUAUAUCAUCGUCGGAACGCCAUCACAAGCAAAAUGGAGGAUAGUUUUUAUGAUCUCAGCAGCUGUUUACAUUGUCUGCGCCACAUUCUACACGAUAUUCGGUUCAGGGGAAAGACAACCCUGGGACAAUCCAGAGAAUGAUGAAGACACACGAAAAAAACAAAACGACGUCGAGGCGAACAAAGCGAUCAAUGAGACACAGCAUUGACCAAUCGCACAACACAGUCAAUCGUUGUAAUCGUAAUCUAAUGUACAAUACUUGUACACGCAGGCUGUGUGCGAUUAUGUGUCGGCAAACUCCUCUUUCUUAUAAUUAUUUUUAUGGAGAUAAACCAUUCAUUCCCUUCCUACACUGUUGUCAUUUUUCUUUUUCGCGCAGGAAAUAUUUCAGCAGCGAAGUGGCAAAUCUAGAUAAGUCAUUUUUGCUAUUCACCAGUUCUUUAGGAAUGUCUCGGACUCUAGGGAAGAUAACAAAAUUGUUAUCAAAACAUUUUUUGUAGAUAUCUACAACUAAUGUGUCCUGACAAAAAUACCGCUAUCUCCGUUAAAUUUGGAGAUAUUUGUCAAAAAGUCGACUGAGUUUAGCGCUUCACUGCUGAUUUUACAGAAAAACCGAGCGAAUUGCCUGGCAAUUCUAUUCUAUUGCUCUAUUAAUUGUUGGAUAACUUUUCAACAUUUGAUUUCCAGUACGAUUGAAUCAUUGUUCAAAUUGAUUAUUUUUUUUUAUUUUUUAAUGCAAAGUCAAUGUAAAAAAUUUCAUAUGUUUUGCAAUGGAAUGGAAUUAAUCAACAUUGAUCGCUACGGUUUGUUAUCCCAUUUCUCAGUGCACAGUCUUUGCUUCAUUGUGUUUUCUUCCAUCAUUCGUCUUCCUAAGUUCCAAAAAAAAAACAAAUAAAAUGUGCGAACGUCGAUUUGACAGAUUAUUUUAUAUCCUGAGUUGACGAAUGAGAGAACUGAUAAUCGUUGAUUGAAAUGCAAAAAUGAUUGAUGUCAUCAAUUGAUGUGUAAAUAUUGAUAUUCAGGUGUAAAUCUCGUGCUCAAAUCCCUUGGGCAUUAGAUAAUUGAGAUUAAACGGGCACAAUAGCAUGAAAAAUACAGUAAAUUCAUGUUAUAAUCGACGUUUGAGGCAGCAGUAUUAGAGUAGAACGCCGCACGUUCGCCAAUUUUCGGUUACAUUGUUUUGUUUUUUUAACCAUAAACUUCUGCCAUUUUUGUAUUGUUACAUUGUACGAGAUUUCGUCAUGGGGUAUCAGCGACACGAUCACUUGGCAACAAUAUAAAGUGGUUUUAUAAAUAAUGUAGAUAUAAAUUUUCAUAGGAUCGUAAUAAGUUAUAGACUAGUUGAAUUAUUGAUUGUAGUUAUUUAUACGAAUGGAUAAAGAAUGCUAAAUUCACUAUCUAUUGAUUAAUAAUCAGUUCAGUUAUUAUAUGAUAGAAUGCAUUUUUUUUUAAUGGUUUUUAUCCGUUUUUCUUCACUCCUCAAUGAGCACAAACUGCUUACUUGACUAAUACCUUUUUGAUUUUGUUUUUUUUUAUAUUGUGUAAUUUUUGUGAUGACAUUGCCGAGGGUGGAAUUAAAUAAAUUGAGUGGAACCUUUGUAACGUAAAAUUUUGCAUAGAUUGUUCUUCCGAUAUUUUGCCAAAAUAUUGGUAACUCCACUGUUCAAUACUGCAAGUGAUGUCACAGAUAUUCAUUGCAUCGAUAAUUCAGUAAAUUCAUUAUUUUAUUAAUCAUCAAUUUUUGAAGAAAUCAGGAUAAUGAUGAACCCCAUUAUUUUUUGGAAAAUGACUCGAAGAUAAAUACUAUAACAAUGGUACCACCUUUUCGUUGAUGCACAUAUUAUGUACACAUUAUGUGCACAUGCCGAUGGGUUGAAUUGUCCAUGCAAUGGAUUAUCGAUACGUUGAGUUGUCACUUAAUGAAAUGGAAUGAUUAAUUAUUCCGUAUUGAUUAGUGGUGGAAUCAAAACAUAAUUUAUGACUAAUUUGAAGGUAUCAGUGACUAAUACGUUCGGCUAGACGUCUAAUACAUAUCAAGUUGUUUGUGGAUUCAAUUUAACGAGAAUAAAUAUAUUGAAAGAGUGGAAAGAGGGAUAUUAUUGAUACUUGAAAAAAUAAUGAUUGUGGAAUUUGAUGAAUUUCAAACACUGAAAAUAAAAAUGAAAAUAGUGGUAUCCAUUUUGUUUCAUCUGCUGAUGAGUAUUCCAUUGUGAACACUUUGGUGGAAUUAAUUCAGUGAAGUAGUGUCUUUAUUUUUAAUGCGUAAGGAUUUGACGAAAAUGUUUAUUCCGUUGGAAGAAAAUUUAGUGAUCAUCCUUGUGGAUGGACAAUAAACUACAGAACCAAAUUCAAUAAUAUUUUUUGAUGAUAAUAUCGAGCUGGUUUUUCGCAAUUGCCUACCUCAAAAUUCAACUAUCUUUUUUUACGAAAGAAAGAAGAGUCAUAUUUAUGAAAUGAUGUAUAUAGUUGAUGAAUUUAACGACCCCAUACAAUGUUGUAAAAUUAUAUAUUUUUAUUGAUGGGAUUACACAUAUGUGAUAAUAGAAUUUUUCGGUGAAUAAAAACCAUGCCGUCUUUCACAUGA